GCCUCCCGACUCAGUUGUCAGUUGACUAGUGGCUGUGGUGGGGUGAGGACACGGCUGGGCUAGUACGCACGCACACGACUCUCACUCGAUACCGCUCUGCUCUUGCUACCCCAACUCACCCCUGCCUUCUGCCCACAGAGCGGCAGUCUCGGCACCACCGAAGAGCGACUUCGCAUCAAGAUGGAAGGUCUCAUCAACGUCAAUAUGGACGACCAGAGGUUCGCGGUCCUGAGUUACGAACAGGUUCGACGACUGAAUGAUGUGCUGCAUGAGGUCGUGCCCAUCCACGGGCGCGGGAACUUCCCGACGCUGGAGAUCCGCCUGCGGGACCUGGUGUCGAUGGUGAGGGCCAAGCUGGAGGCCGACUCCAUGACGGUGCGGGACAUUCGCAUCAACGGCGGCGCCGCCUCGCACAUCCUGGCCACCGAGGCCGACCAGGCCUACAACGACCUCGACCUCAUCUUUGCCGUGGACCUGAGCAGCCCGAGGAAUUACGACCGCGUGAAAAAUGCAGUGCUCGAAGUGCUAGUGGAUUACCUGCCCGAGGGCGUGAGUAAGAAGCGCAUGUCGUCGUGCUCCAUGAAGGAGGGCUACGUCAACAAGAUGGUCAAGGUGAACGACUCGGACCGCUGGUCGCUCAUCUCGCUCUCCAACAACGGCGGCAGGAACGUCGAGCUCAAGUUCGUCGACAGCAUGAAGCGGCAGUUCGAGUUCUCUGUCGACUCCUUCCAGAUUGUUCUCGACUCGCUGCUGCUGUUCUACGACUGCGCCGAGAUGCCCAUCAGCGAGAACUUCUACCCGACGGUGGUGGGCGAGAGCGUGUACGGCGACUUCUCCGAGGCGCUCUACCACCUGCAGAAGAAGUUCAUCGCCACCAAGAACCCCGAGGAGAUCCGCGGCGGCGGCCUGCUCAAGUACUGCAACCUGCUGGUCAAGGACUACGAGCCCGCGCGCCCCGAGGAGAUCAAGACGCUCGAGCGGUACAUGUGCUCGCGCUUCUUCAUAGACUUCCCCGACGUGAACCAGCAGCAGUCCAAACUGGAGGCGUACCUGUGGAACCACUUCGUGGGCGCCGACGAGGCGCUGCGCUACGAGUACCUGAUGGUGCUGCACCGUGUGGUGGACGAGUCCACCGUCUGCCUCAUGGGCCACGAGAGGCGCCAGACCCUCAACCUCAUCGACGAGUUGGCCUGUCAAGUCUUCUAUACUGAACAGCAGCGGCUCUACGCCAAACAGCAGCAGCACUGCAGCGACACCAGUAGCACCACCAGCAGCAGCAGCAGUAGCAGCAGCAGCAGUUUCGACGUUCACAUAGCUCCUCCGCCGCCCGUCAUCUACAGCAACGGCUACUACUACGCGCCCAUCGUGCCCGCGCCCGCACCGCCGCAGUCGUACACGUGCACGUGCGGGUGGCUGCAGUGCGCCUAGUGCCAGUGCCCUGCCCGGGCUCCUCGGGCCCCGAGCCCGACCGCGGCCCGCUCAGUGCCAACAGCAAACACCUGGUGACGUUGCGUAGGGCUGGCCCUCGAGCCGCGCCGCCCGCCGAGGAGUGCGGUGGCACGCCACCGGGACACAGGCGGCGGCGGCCAGUGACUUGUGACGCCUCCAUUUUCCAUUUACGCGAGGUAGUGGCGGCGACAGGGCCAGACCAGCGGUGGCAAGCAGGCAGCAGCAGAGGCAGCAGGCUGGCGACAACCUGGCCCUGCUGCCCUUGCUGCUGCCGACACUGCUGACCGCAGCGCCACCGACAAUUGUGAUAUGUACAUGACGAGUAAGUGUGUAGUUCCGUUCCGUAGGAUUCCACGCCAUAGCCACCGACCGUGUGUCGUUACGUUCGCCAAAGGAGUAUUAUUUCAAUGACUGCUGAAAAGGAGUGACCCGUUCAGUGAGCCCACAUGACCAGCACACGAUCGUUACCAGCUGGAGGCUCGCCAGGUGGUGACGUCACGGCGACAUGUUGCCGACCCAGCAAGGCACACACGCACGCACGCACGCUCACCCUAAAGACUGUUUGAUGGACUAAAGUGAUUCUUGCGAGACCAGAAAGAGAGAGAAUACAUAAUAAUGAAACGAAAGCUGAAAAUCGAGUGGCAGACAGCGAGAGACUGUGAGAAGCCUGCCAGAGCGAGCGAAGGCAGGUUGCCAGGCGUGCACGAGGCAGCGACCCUCGGGCGGCGAGGGGAGAGGCGCCCCCUCGCCCGACAGGUGGUGACAACGCUGCCCGAGAGAAGAGAGACUGACAAGGGAUAUGACAGUGGAUGUGGUGCCGUCCGUCCCCUCCCCUCCUCCCCAGCCACACUUGCCCUCUUCCCCCUCUCCUCCCCUCCCCUCAGCCAGGACAGGGAGUCGUAGUGCGUGUGUUUGUGUGCGCGCGCGUGUGCAGGACGCAGGUCGUGCCGCCAGAAUGCCAUGCUGGAUGGACACACCUGCUCCUGCGCCCCCCACCCCCACCCCGACCCCUUCCUCCUGCUGUGGGCGUCCAUUGAUAAGCAGACUUCCCAACCUCCUUCCCUCCUCGACCCCCUCCUCCUCGUCCUCGUCCUCCUCCUCCUUCGCCUCCUCCCUCGGGCCCUCCUGACCCCCACCCCCCCAGGUGGUGGUUCCCCUGCAGCCAAGUCUACAGGAUGAUACUGACCUCCUUGACCCGAGGCCCCGACCCCUGACCCAGCACCUCCUGCAUGUGACUCUGGUCAUGGCAGCCUCAGGUGGUGGGUCGGAUCCUGGAGGAUCGGCGGCCAACUCUACGACCGUGAGGUAAGUCGUCCAGCUCCUCGUUUG
This is a messenger RNA of Penaeus chinensis, 2778 nucleotides long. Its product is annotated as terminal nucleotidyltransferase 5C-like. Gene Ontology annotation, biological process: mRNA stabilization. The record is from RefSeq and is a predicted model, not a curated record. Bases 181 to 1428 code for a protein of 415 amino acids. Gene Ontology annotation, molecular function: poly(A) RNA polymerase activity; RNA binding. The transcript has a single exon. NCBI's taxonomy places the organism in Eukaryota, Metazoa, Arthropoda, Malacostraca, Decapoda, Penaeidae.